Molecule: messenger RNA, 768 nt
Organism: Toxotes jaculatrix (banded archerfish)
Lineage: Eukaryota; Metazoa; Chordata; Actinopteri; Toxotidae
Gene: dnali1
Product: dynein, axonemal, light intermediate chain 1
Exons: 6
Coding region: 1-768 (255 amino acids)
Cellular component (GO): axoneme; filopodium
Molecular function (GO): dynein heavy chain binding
Source: RefSeq, a predicted model, not a curated record
AUGAUUCCACCAGCCGAGUCACUCCUGAAAUUCAACAAUCCGGUUUUGGUCAGCAAAACCACAGACAGAAAAUCACCAAAGGGCCGCCCUUUGAGAGUGAGCCCUCAGCAGCCUGUUGACUCCAGCCCUGUUCCACCACCUCCUAAACCCAAAUCAGCCUCCCUUGAGGCCACCAAGCAGGAAAAUGAGGAGAUCCUGAAUGCCAUCCUUCCACCCAGGGAAUGGACGGAGGGGAACCAACUGUGGGUGCAGAGUGUGUCCAGUGCACCUUGUACAAGAACAGAUGUUAUGCACCUAGAGGAACUCCUGGACACGAAGCUGCAACAAAGGCAGGCCAGAGAUACAGGCAUCUGCCCUAUUCGCAGGGAGCUCUAUUCGCAGUGCUUUGAUGAGCUAAUCCGACAGGUGACCAUCAACUGUGCUGAGAGGGGUCUGCUGCUUCUGCGGGUUAGAGAUGAGAUUCAAAUGACUAUUGCUGCCUACCAGACACUGUAUGAAAGCAGCGUGACGUUCGGCAUUAGAAAAGCAUUUCAGGCUGAGCAGGGCAAGGCUGACGUGAAGAAAAGAAUUUCUGAUCUGGAGAAUGAGAAACAAGACCUGAAGAAUCAACUGAACGAACAGAAAGCUAAAUGUGAUGCGAUUGAAAAGAGAGAAAAUGAAAGGCGACAGUUGGAGGAAAAGAAUCACACAGAGGAGAUACAGUUCCUCAAGAGAGCCAAUCAGCAACUCAAGACCCAACUGGAAGGAAUCAUUACACCAAAGAAAUAA